Messenger RNA from Phytophthora nicotianae INRA-310, 1626 nucleotides. RefSeq lists its product as hypothetical. Lineage: Eukaryota; Oomycota; Peronosporomycetes; Peronosporales; Peronosporaceae. The transcript has a single exon. The coding region runs from base 1 to 1626 and encodes 541 amino acids. The record is from RefSeq and is a predicted model, not a curated record. Gene Ontology annotation, biological process: proteolysis. Gene Ontology annotation, molecular function: dipeptidyl-peptidase activity; serine-type exopeptidase activity.
AUGGCCAAAGAGAAGACAACGCUGCUCACUACAGCAACGAUCCAUCGUGAGGACUCGCUACGUAGUCGUCGCCACUUGCUACUGGCAAUCGCAGGGAUGGUAGCGACGCCUGUGCUUCUUCUCGCAAUGACCUUCAGCUGGAAGGUGACUGCACCACCUGCUCCCAUCUCUACAAACCUUGAGAAGCAUCAGCUACUGACGUUCGACGUCGAUAUCGUGCCGACUAAUCUGCUAGCGCAGUGUAAUGAGAAGUUCUUCACACAGACACUAGACCACUUCGACGUCGGAGCGCCAACUUACCAGCAACGAUACUUCGUCUGUGACAACCACUUCAAACCCGGAGGCGUCAUGUUCUUCUAUGUGGGCAAUGAGGCCGACGUCGAGCUGUACUUGAACCACACAGGCCUCAUGUGGGAGAACGCCGACGAGUUUGGUGCCAUGCUCGUGUUCGCAGAGCAUCGGUACUUUGGCAAGUCGGUACCGUUUGGCAAGGCCGUGACGAAGCACAUGAAAUAUCUGUCGACGGAGCAGGCGCUGGCAGACUACGCAGUGUUGAUCACGUACUUGAAGACUGAGUGGAAGCUUGAUAUCCCUGUAAUUGGGUUCGGUGGCUCGUACGGCGGCAUGUUGGGGUCUUGGUUCCGCAUGAAAUAUCCUCAUAUCAUUGACGGUGUUAUUGCGGGAUCAGCUCCAAUCCUUUCAUUUCUCGGAGACGAAGUUCCGUUGGAUAAAGGAUCGUUUGAAUGUAUCGUGACGUUCGAUGCGUCCGAGGAAGCAGGCUCUGCUCCUAACUGUGCAUCAAACAUUCGUCGGACGUGGCCAGCCAUGAAGAAGCUUGGGGAGACCGAGAAGGGUCGAAAGCAGCUGAAAAGGGCUCUUUCACUUUGUGACUCUGUGAAAGUGGAGUCUCAGAAGGAUGUGGAUAAAGUCAUGGACUGGGCCAAGUCAGCAUUUGACUACAUGGCCAUGGGAAACUAUCCGUACCCGUCUUCGUACAUCAUGAACGGUGUUAGUGUACUGCCCGCGUACCCUGUUCGCGUAGCGUGCUCCUUUAUCGCCGACGAUUUCGCUUUAGAUGACGAGGUGGGUCUCUUAUCCGCUUUCGCAAAGUCACUGGGCGUUUAUUACAACAGCACCAAGGACCAAGAAUGCUACGCGCUAAGCGCCUCAUCCAACGAGUCUGCCCUGGACUCGGACUUUUGGGACUACAUCUUCUGCUCCGAGAUUUACCAGCCCCAGAACGUUGACGGCGUGAACGACAUGUUCUGGCCUGUUCCGUGGAAUUUCACUGCUGACAAUGAAAACUGCAAGUCCGAGUGGGGGAUCGAUAUUCGUCCGCUUUGGGCCACGACACAGUAUGGUGGUCGUAAGGCACUCAAGGCGGCAAGCAACAUCGUUUUCAGCAACGGGAACUACGAUCCGUGGUCGGGCACGGGAGUGCUACAGAAUUACUCGGACUCAGUUGUCGCUCUUUCCGUUGAAGGUGGCGCCCACCACCUCGAUCUGAUGUUUAGCAACAAGCUUGACACUCCGUCAGUUCUGGCCGUGCGUGAGGCUGAAAAGCAGCAUAUGCACAAGUGGGCUCGAGAGUUUUACGACCGCAAGGCUGCCAUCGCCAGAGAGUGA